AUGGAGAUUGUACCUUUGGAAAUGUACGACUCAGCCAGAGCAAAAAUAGACGCCAACCUGCGAUGGCUGUUCGCCAAGGCAUACAGCAUUGGUAAGUUGACACACACACACACACACACACACAGAGAGAGAUACUUCACAGCUCCUGGGACAACGAAAUAGUUAUUAAAAAGGUCAAAAAUAGUCACCUGUCACAUAGCUACACAACUCCAAUGCCUUGGUGCAAGUAUUAUCCCUUUACUGUUCUCACGCAGAUACUUCAGGAUUUUACCCUCUGCUAUGAUCCAAAUAAUUAUGGAGAUAUAUGUAGGCUUUUAAUGGCAAAGAUACACAACACUUCAGAUGGAAGACACAGUUGCCCCAUAUAGUGUCCAUUGAAAGUGAAUUGCUUGGCUGGCAGGGCCCAGAUGUUGUUAGACAGGAAACGUGUGUCUGUGUGUUCAUCCACACCUCAGACUAACAGUCUGCGGUUGGGCUUGGCCUAAUGAGAUACAUGGAAUGUAUUGUCUAGAUUUUCUCAAUUAUUAUGCAUCAAAAUACUUUGUGUGUUUGUGUGCAGAACUGACUGUAUCCCUGUAUGACUUGGCAAAUGAUCCAACUGUUUUUGUGCAGUGGCCUCAUAGGAAAACUGAUGAAUAAAUCCACUGACUCUGUCAGACUGUCAUCAGGUCAUGGAAAAUGCAGAGCAAGAUAUCAGUCCUUGUCACUGUUAUGAAGAGUGACAUAAUGUUGCUGGCUUGCUGUAAUGAUGUCAACAACAUCAUUAGACAAAACAAUUACCUGGACCUUAGUAAAAAGUUACUAUAUUUUCUAAAAUGUUCUAGGUUCUACAGAGCAAAACUGUCAAGGUACUUUGUUUCUUGAUUUUUGUAUUGCGAGAUUCCCACGUCUGUCAUACUGUAGCAGAUCACCUGCAAUUGCGUAAUUAACUGGAGGAUAUGUGGAAUGAAUUACACAUCACACCUCACAGUGCCACAAGCAUUGCCAGCUGGCUCCUCCACAACAUCUUAGCAUGUCUUCUGCAUGGAACCAAAGCCACAGGCCUUCAAUAGCAAAGCUAGGCCUAAUUGCUGUUCUAAGGGUCGCUACCUGGCCUAGUUUUGCUAUUGAAGGCCUGUGGCUUUGGUUCCUUGCAGAAGACAUGGUAGGAUGGCAAUGCUUGUGGCACUGUGAUGUGUAAUUAAUUCCACAUAUCCUACAGCUAGGGUUGCCUGUCACUAGUGGAGGAAACCUGUCAUGUGUGAGACGUGUGACCUAAUUUCACUCAGAGCACCUGCUCUGGCUAUGAAUCUUUAAUUUCUAAAGUCAUGUCAAUGGAGUGUCGUCUGUGUGUGUCGUCAUUGGAAGAACAUAAUGGUGCUCCAUCCAUUGUUUUCCUAUCAUGGCUUCUUUGGAUUGCCUUUCGUAUUGUUAUUUCUAGCUUCAAGAAGGGCGUUUUUAGUUUUCUAAUGUUCAAACUUUACUAUCACCUCCCCGUAUGAUAUUAAUUGGACUGCAAGUGUAACCGUGUUUCUUCAGUCCCUCUCAUCGCCCCAACCUGGGCUUGAACCAUGGACCCUUUGCACACAUCAUCAACAAUCACCCUCAAAGCAUCGUUACCUAUCGCCCCACAAAAGCCUCGGCCCUUGCAGAGCAAGAGAAACAACUACUUCAAGGUCUCAGAGCGAGUGACUUCACCGCUAAUUAGCUAGCCAUUUCCCACUGGUUACACAAGCACCCGUGCAGUGUGUCUACGUCAGCAUUUCCCAAACUCGGUCCAGGGGACCCCAAGGGGUGCACCUUUUAUUUUUUGCCCUAGCACUACACAGCUGAUUCAAAUAAUCAACUAAUCAUCAAGCUUUGAUAAUUUGAAUCAGCUGUUAAGGGGUUGUAAGUAAGCAUUUCACGGUAAGGUCUACACCUGUUGUAUUUGGCGCAUGUGACAAAUAAAAUUAGAUUUGAGUUGUGUAGUGUUGGCGCAAAAAAUAAAACGUGCACCCCUUAGGGUCCCGAGGACCGAGUAUAGGAAACGCUGAUCUACAUUGUUGUUUAAGGCCUAGGUUCCAUUUUGUCGUCCUAGCCUUUUGGUUUCGGCAGUCAUUACAGUGAUUUCAUGAUGUCACUCAGACACAAGCCUGCACACAGCAAACAAAUGAUCCCAGAUGGAAUGCCAUUCUCCUACUGUUUUCAUUCUCUUUUCAUUCUGUUUUCCUUGGUUUUUUCUCAUGCCUAGUCCCUGUGUUCCUCUAACAGAGAGCUGUGAUCCCAGGGAGCACAGAAACAGUCAUUGGCUUUUGUCCUGAUGACGAACGAACACUGCCUCUCCUCUCUCCCCCUCCGGAGGAAUCUCCCCACUGUCUGUCUGUAGUCUGCAGCUCUAAGGGCUGUGGCUAACAGCCAUGCAGGCAGAGACCGAGCACAGUAGCACUCAUUACAACAACAUCUCAUCUCUAUUAGCUAAAGACAUUAGAACAGAACUCAUUGACCAAAGAUGAACUGGGGGUGAAACACGGUUUGAUAAUAGAGGGAGUGGAUUGUACAGUAGCCUUGGGGAUUUUGGGGACUGCUGUGCUCAGGUGCAGCAGUAAUUGGUGUCCCCCAUUGGGAGUUGCAUGUAUUAAAAAAAGCUUUUUUUCUAUGGCAGUAGUGGAGUGUAUUGGUCAUGCUGCUUCACAGAUGCUGGUUUGGCUCUAUAAAAUGACUUCACUGGCAGGAGCUAGGGGUGGGCGGGCAGGCUGGCUGAGACAAUAUAUCCUCUCCCCUCAGAGAUUGUGGGAGAGUGAGGGGCAGGUGUGUGUAUGCGAGUGGGAGCCUGCAUGCGGGUGGCUGCGUCACGUGUGAGCAUGCCUGUGUAUCUGUUUCUGAGCGUGUGUUUGUGUCUGUGUGAGUGCACGCUGCGUGCUGGCACCUGUGUGUUAGUAUCCGCCCCCAGUGCAGAUACACAAACCUGGGUGGCUCAGCUUCUCACAUCACAGUGCCUACCAGCCAGUCAGAAUGGUACCCGCUGGGGCAAGCUGGUGCUCUCCUGUCUGGUCUGAUGUUAAUUUGUGGAUGCACUACAGCCGGUCCUGGCAAUGGAGAGAAAGGGGUGUGUUUACCAUGCCGGGCUCACUCCCUGACCCAGUAGUUAAGAUACUUUAGCCCGCUGUGGCAAGAGGCGGGCAGCUGCUGCCACACAGCGUCUCCAGGGGGAAUUCAUACAUGAAGACCCACCCUGGUCCCAGCCACCCUGGUCCCAGCCAGGCCAGAUGCCUUUUGUUUUCACACAGCCACCUCCUCUGUUUUUAAUACAUUAUACACAGUACAACACAUGCACACACCUCUCUCUCUGUCGCUCUCCCCCACCCAGUAAUGACUGACUCUUAUACUGUUAUACAAUCUCAGGCUUAUUGUAUAUGUGGAUGCUUUCUAUCCCUAAGUAGUCUAUUCUGUUGUAAGGCACAGACAGAGCGGCUCCUCUACAGGUAUGACCCAGGCUUAUUAUCCCUCCAUAGACCCACGGCUAAUAACACUGUUGUUAUUAUGAGCGUUGAGCCACAUUCAGAUGACCGUAGAAUUCAAAUCUGCCUAGUGUAACUGCUGUGUUGCUGACUGGUUGAAGGAAAGAUCUGCCGCUCUGUCUUCCUCAACCUGUGUGUCUUCCUGUUAGUGUGGUUGGAUUGGAGAAUGCUGACUAUCCGUUUCCUUUAUGCCAUAGUCAGUCAGGACUGGGAGGGAGGGCUCCAUAACACACAGAUGUGGAAUUAUGGAGAUGUCUGUUCUGUUUAGGGCUGACCCCAUUUAGUCGACUGGUCGAUUGUUUGGUCGAUAGGCUGUUGGUCGACCGAGAUUUUAGUCGAACAGUAGCAAAACAUUUUUGACACCUGUAUGAUUCGUGCUGAGUGGACUGAUCCGUUGUGGAGGCCGUGGGGAUGGCAUAGUCCAUCAGUCUAAGACAUGUGCGACUGAAAUUGGUAUAUGGUUAUUACGUAAGAACAAUGGUGCAACACUAAAAAACAUAUUAUUUUAAAACAAAUGCGCUUUCUCCCUCCUUUAGGAAGCGGUGGCUGUCCACGGUUCUGAAACCCAUCAGUGUGCUGUUGAAUUGGCGCUUUUUCCUAGACCAUGUUGCUUUGUGCAUAAUAGCAAAGUUAACCAGCAUAUUGGUGUUGAGAACAAUGCCGCGGAGGCAGCAGCAGAAUGAGUUGAGAAAACAGCCCUUGCCUUAUUGUCUAAGAAAAGUGAGGAGGGAGGAAACCCGGACUUAAAUAGGUCUAUAAUCAAUAGUCUAACUGUUCAAUGUGCCUGGCUUUAUAUAUCAUCAAUGUAUCUACAGAAAAAAGACAGCUCGUGCUUCUGUUGCCUGUUUGAGUGUUUGUUUAAUAGCCUACUGAUUCCGUGAGUACCAAGCCUCAGCAACGACAUGUCAAGUAAACAAUUUCACAAAUUCGGCAGUUUUUAAUCUUUGCUUUGCUGUAAUAAAGGCUUUACAAUUUUUUUCCGUUAGAACAGCCUCUGGUUUAAUUUAUUUAGUGUUUACAACUGUUCCAAAUUGUUGGGAAAAUAAUAUUUAUAAUAAUAAUAACGUUCUACUGUUUCGAUCAUUCAUUCGUUCACGUCAUCACACAGCAUCGGAGUCAUUCAUGAUUUGAAAUGCAAUCAAGCAUUUUAGUUUUAAAAUAAAGCGAGCCUUGAAUAAUUAGCUUAAACAAUAAACCGUUCCAUUUUGGGAAUUGCAUUCGCGAAUGAAUGAGACUGUUUUUAGUCUUUGCUGUAUUAAAGGCUUUACAAUUUUUUUUUUACAACAGACUCUCUGGUACGCUUUAGUAUUAUUUACAUUGUUCCAAACGGUCAAAUGAUAUUGUAAUCUAACAGCACCUGUUUGGCACACAUAAUGCACGCAGUGCUUGCUCCUUACCUUCUUUUUCUUGAUCUCCAGUAUUUUCCACAACUAGUCAAAUUUAUUCCACACAUCUGACUUCCCCUUUACCUCCUGAGCAACCAGUAAACAUUUCCCCCAUUUCGAGUUUAUUUGUCACGUCGUCUGCAUCCAUUUCGCUGUCACGUGUUACAGGAUUCAGAGUUUAUUAUAAACAAUUUAUUGAUGUGAUUUUGAUAUGCUAUAGGCACGGCCUGCCCGCUCAUAAGGCGGGAUUAAGCGGCCGCCUAUGGCAGCAGAUUGACGAGGGUGGCAUAUGGGCUUUUUAGGUGAGCACUGAUGCCGCCCUUUGAUAAGCAGUGCCCACUUUGUCAAAGGCAGGGGCACAAAAUAUUUUGCUUGUCCAUUUCCAGUGUGCCUCUCCAGGGUGCUGUUAGAGAGACGCAUCUCUGCAGCUCUCCACCAAUGUUCAGUCAAAAAAGUAAUCUAACAUAAAUCAUGUAGCAGAUAUAGGAUAUGGUAGAAAGAGUAUGUGGUCUUUUCUGGAGCCUACAGGCUGGAGAUAAAAUGUAUGACAAUGUAAUGAGAUGGACACUUUUUUUUUUACAUCAUACAGGUUUCUCAGAUCAAAUAGCCUAACCUAAAUGGCGCUCAAUCAAAUAAAAAAUUAGCUGUCAUGUUAACAAGGUAACAUAUCCUAAAAACAGGACAGGUCAAAGGAAUAUGGACAAUAUGGAAUGGACAAUCACAACUGUUGUCCUGGAGUUUCACCCCAUUGUCAUGAUCAGUGGUUUCAAGUUUGUAUCCGUCAAUUUUUUGACUAGCUGAUCGUAGCAAAAAAUAAAAUACUGAUGCAUUUCCCAUUGUGUAAACACAUUGCAGACAGGCUCACGAUAACUCCUGAUUAAGUUAGGUAGCUGAUAUUCAGAGCUUAUAUAGCAAAAUUGAUUAGUCACAGGAAUCAGGACUAAUAAAGCCAAUGCAAUGGCCUGUUUUACAAAUGGUAGGCUUACCACAUAGAUGGGCAUUCAUAAAAUUCAAUUUCAGGCAACACUGUAGGCUACACCUCAGUAAGCAGGGACCGACGCCAACACAUUCUGGACGUCUUUUUUUGGUGCAGUUCUGGACCGGCCUUGAUUUCCACAGACAUUGGUUUUUGGUCGGGACCAAAUUUGAACCAAUCAUAGACUUCUUCUAUGUUUGAUUCAGAUUUGGUGCUGUCCAGACUGGCCUUGAUUUCAACGUCCACGCACAUAGAUUUUUGGUCCGGACCAACUCUGAACCAAUCAUAGACGUUUGGAAAGUUAACUUUCUCAUCCAUAGACUUAAAAUGCAUCUCAAUUGCACUGUUUAGCACACAUCUGAAGGCUGGGGGGCAUUUAGGACGUACUGCUGAAAAAACCGAAUCCCGUCCGAAUCGUCCUCUGGAAUAAUGGACAUUCUAGAGUAAUAAUUACAUAACCAACGUUCUCUAGUAAUACUAGUCCCGUGCGAAUAGGUCUUUGGUCACAUGCAUGCGAUGCAUACAUGUGUCAAGUAAAGAGAGCCAGGGUUGAGGGAAUAGGGAAUGUUUUUCCAAAACAAAUGAGGGAUUUUGGUAACAACUUUUCAAUCAGAAAUGGUUGUAAAUAUGUUGCAGCUUCAUCAACAUGGACAGCGAUAAACACUUUGAUGUGCUGUGGUGGUCGCUGCAGCAGGGAGGAGAGCGAGACUACGGGUGCUAGUCACACAGUCACUCGCUGCAAUUCUGAGCCCGGCACAAUCAAAUCAAUUGCUGUUUGGACUCCCUCUAGUAAUUUGUGUCUUAAUUAUUUAAUCAAACCAUGUGCUUAAAGCAUCAGAAAAGCUCAGUGAAUAUAGUUGAUUUGAUUUAAAACACAUAGGAUGUGUCAAUAUAUGGAAAAAUACAAGUAAUUUAUUUUUGACCAAUCGAUUGGUUGAAAGAACAGACGACUCUUGGUCGACCAAGAUGUUUUUUAGUCGGGGACAGCCCUAGUUCUGUUAGCUCAGUUGAAAUAAAGAUGUCUGAAUAAUGGAGUUUAGCUGGGUUAUUUCUGUCCCAAAGAUCAUCACACCUUUCUGCGAGCGUGCGCUUAUGCGUGGGCUGGGCUUGUCACGUGCAAUGCGCCGCUGGGGGAUUCUCCAUUCUAUUCCUCUGCUUUACUGUUUCCAGAUUGUAUGGAUUUGUAUGUAGGCUGUGUGUUUCCUGUUAGGGAAGUAUGACCACAACAGACAUCAAUUAUCAUGAUCCGAUUCCCAUCACCAGAGUCAUUCAGCCUAAUAUGGUCUUCUGGUUUGAUACGAGUCAGCGCAAAAUGCAAAACAGACCCUUCAUAGGUCAGUGUUUGUUUUCCUUUGUGGUGGAAACUGGAAAGGCAUUGUUGCAGACUGGUAACCUGAGGACCUAGCUCUUCUCUCACCAGUGUUACUGUCGGUUCCAAGCCACCACUAGCCUAUAUUUACAGAGUAAACUGAAAGCUGGCAGGACACAUAUUUUGCUGUUGCCACAUUCCCUUUCAUUGUUGAAUUGUUAGGCUAGCUCUUCCCUUUUUAAAGUAAAACCCGUAUUUCACAUUUGGCGAAACAUUCCACAAAACGAAAAACUCCUAUUGUAGCCCUGUUUAUGCAUCUGUUAGUCAUCACAGCAGCGUUUCCCCUAGAUUCUUCCUGAAGUAGGCACAUGGCUACAAGCACCAAAAUAUUCCAUUGAAACCAAUAGCAACCAAAUAUUUUCAUGCGGGUGGCAACACAGCUAGAUGUAGGGAGUGGAACCCAUCCUGUCUAAAUAUAAGUAAGGGCCAACACCAUGCAUUAUAUGCAUCAUAUCCAUCACUAACCCCCUCCCCCUCCGCCAGACCACAUCCCAGAGGACCUGAGGGAUCCGUUCUACACAGACCAGUAUGAGCAGGAGCACAUCAAGCCUCCCGUCCUCCACCUGCUGCUGUCCUGUGAGCUGUACUGCCGGGUGUGUUCCCUCAUCCUGAAGACAGACCAGGCCGCCUCGCUGCAGUCACACAUGUCAGUCAUCCAGGCCCUCAGCCGUAAAGGCAUCUACGUCAUGGAGAGUGAUGACGCCCCUGUCACAGACGCCGACCUCGCCUGUGUGCCCAUCAAAAUG
Messenger RNA from Coregonus sp. 'balchen', 7955 nucleotides. NCBI's taxonomy places the organism in Eukaryota, Metazoa, Chordata, Actinopteri, Salmoniformes, Salmonidae. The record is from the annotation of a GenBank genome assembly.